UUCUUUUCCCCUGGGAUCUUCACAUUCUGGGCGCAAGUGCCGGCUGGCGUUGCUGCUGAAGGUCUUUACACAGACCCUUCUGCUGACCUUCGGAAAUAACAGGAUGGACACAAUGGUCAAACGCAGCCUGACACAUUGUCCUCAGGAUGCUUUCACGUUCCAAGACGUGGCCGUGAGCUUCACCCCAGAGGAGUGGAUGUGCCUGGAUGCCUUGCAGAGGAAGCUCUACAGGGAUGUGAUGUUGGAGACCUACCAGCACCUGCGGGCCGUGGCAGGGCAUUCCAGGGUGAAGCCUAGACUGAUAAACUGGUUGGAAGGAGAAAUCCUGAGGCCAGGGAAGAGAGGCGUGUGUGCAGAUCUCAAACCACUUCAGGAUGUGGCAUGGCUGCAAUUUGAUUUGGGAACAGGAUCACCAAAUACGAGUGAGCUGGGAAGCAGCCAGUCCCAGUGGAAUGUCUCCGACCUAGCACACAGGGUCAAAGUUUCAAGUGAGGAAUCAUGCCCUCAGCCCUAUGGGGAUGCCAGGAUCAUUGGGAUGUCUUCUGAGGGUGAUCAGAAUGGAGAGUGCUCCCUACCUCCAACGAAUCCCUCCCCUGGGAAAAGCUACUCCAAGUAUAUUUCACUCAAUCCAAGGACACAAAAACACCCAGUGCAACGGCCCCUGGAUUGUGAGAGAGGAGCACUGUUCAUAGAGAGUCCCUCACACCAACAGGCCCAUAAGCAAAGCCACCAUGAACAGAACCCAUCCAACUGUGAGGAGUGUGAGGUACGCUUCCCGUGUUCUAGGCACCAGGAGGUUCCUAUAGAAACCCACAAUGGACAGAAUUUCCAGGAAUGUCAACAGCAAAGAAAAACAUUGAGUCAAAUGUCACACUGGCUUGACCCUGUGAAUGUCCAUAGAGGAGAGAAGUUGGGUACUUGGAAAGAGUGCGGGCAGGCCUUCCAUCGUUCCUCACACCAUAUUAUAAAGAGGAGAGUUCAAACUGUAGAGAGACCGUAUGUAUGUAAAGAGGAUGGGAAGGCCUUGACCCAACCCUCAAGCCUCAGUAUACACAGGAACAUUCAUAGUGAAGAGAAACCUUACUUAUGCACCGACUGUGGAAAGUCCUUUCUUCACUGCUCAAGCUUUUCUGCGCAUAGGAAAACUCACGUGCGAGACAAAUCUUAUUCAUGUAAAUUCUGUGGGAAGGCUUUUGUCUAUUACUUGAGCUAUUUUAUGCACAAAAAAAUGCACAUUGAACGGAAAUCAUAUAUAUGUAAGAAAUGUGGGAAGACCUUUGCUCAUUACUAUAACUUUUUGCGUCAUGGGAAAAUUCAUACAGGACAGAAGCCAUAUAUAUGUGAGGUCUGUGGGAAAGCUUUCAGCUGCCCCUCAAACUUUUUUAGACAUAGGGAGAGUCAUAACAAAGAGAAACCUCAUGUCUGUAAAGAAUGCGGGAAGGCCUUUGCUCUAUUUGCUUACCUCUCUGCACACAGGAAACUUCAUACUGGAGAGAAACCGCAUAAAUGUGAGAUGUGUGGAAAGGCCUUUGUUCAGUCCUCAGCCCUGACUGUGCAUAGGAGAAUUCACACUGGAGAGAAGCCUUAUAUAUGUCAGGACUGUGGGAAGGCCUUUAUUAAUUCCUCAGAGCUCACUGUACAUAAAAGAAUUCACACUGGGGAGAAACCUUUUGUGUGUGAGGAAUGUGGGAAGGCAUAUCGUUAUUCCUCAGGCCUUCGUUGUCAUAGGAGACAUCAUACUGGAGAGAAACCUUAUGUAUGUGAGGAAUGUGGGAAGAGGUUUCCUUAUUCCUCAAGUCUCCGUAGUCAUAGGAAACUUCAUUCUGGAGUGAACCCUUAUGUUUGUAAGGAAUGUGGGAAGGGCUUCCCAGAAAAUAAAAAACUGAAUAAGCACAUGAAAAUUCAUAGUAAAGAGAAACCUCAUCAAUGUCAGAUGUGUGGAAAGGCCUUUGCUCUGCCCUCAGGCCUUACUUCGCAUAUCAAAAUUCACAGUGGAGAGAAACCUUAUCAGUGUGAGACUUGUGGGAAAGCGUACACUGCACGUUCGAGCCUUUCUAAACAUAUGAAAGUGCAUACCGGAGUGAAAUCUUGUGUAUGUAAAGAAUGUGGGAAGGCCUUCUUUUUCCCUUUCGACCUUAGAAAACAUUAUAAAAUUCAUAAAGGAUGACAUGAUCCCCUAAUAAUAAUCUGCAAUGUCAGAACAGGCCUCUGUAGAAGUUUCCUGUAGACAAGGGGCGUAGGGGUGCCACAAGAGUCGUCCAAGAAGUAAAUUAUCCUGGUAGAAUGUAACAGGCUUCCUGUGAUGUCAGAUCUAUAAGAGACAGAUACUUGCCUAUUAUCACCUGGACCCCAGGUGUGCCCUUGUGAACUUCACUUGUAUGUUGACUUGUAAAUGUGGGUCUUGGUGAUGGAAACCAGAAGGAAGGUGACUGAAGAACUAAUAAACAUAAUAAAAC
Molecule: messenger RNA, 2456 nt
Organism: Sorex araneus (European shrew)
Lineage: Eukaryota; Metazoa; Chordata; Mammalia; Eulipotyphla; Soricidae
Product: zinc finger protein 345-like
Exons: 6
Coding region: 104-2167 (687 amino acids)
Biological process (GO): negative regulation of transcription by RNA polymerase II
Molecular function (GO): DNA-binding transcription repressor activity, RNA polymerase II-specific
Source: RefSeq, a predicted model, not a curated record